Paramisgurnus dabryanus is the source of this 2110-nucleotide messenger RNA. RefSeq names its product interferon regulatory factor 4b (gene irf4b). Gene Ontology annotation, biological process: immune system process; regulation of transcription by RNA polymerase II. Gene Ontology annotation, molecular function: RNA polymerase II cis-regulatory region sequence-specific DNA binding; protein binding; DNA-binding transcription factor activity, RNA polymerase II-specific. The record is from RefSeq and is a predicted model, not a curated record. Gene Ontology annotation, cellular component: nucleus. Lineage: Eukaryota; Metazoa; Chordata; Actinopteri; Cypriniformes; Cobitidae.
CUUUCAAAAUGAAAUGAAUGAAACGCAAUGGACCGAUGUAUAAACAAAUAUCUGACAUUUAAACGCCAUCGAAUUUCAAUUCAAAGAAAUUAAAUUUCUUUGAUAAAACGCCAAAAGUCCCCUUCAGUGUGCGUGGGUUCAAUAUCAACCCGCGUGUUUACGGGACGUCCGUCAAUCACACGAGUUGCAGGUGCGCGGAAUCCUUCGCGAGUCUGGCUUAAGCUCCGCCCACCGCCAAUGCGAUUUAAGAAAAGUCGCGGUCGAAAGCUGAACUACGUUACUGACGAAUUUCAAAACUCGAAAGAUCUGAAAGAGGGCAGGACGCGCUCCAAUACUUUCUACUAUGUGUUCAGAUGAGGAGCGCACUAUGACCGGGGGCUCCGGUAACGGAAAGUUGCGUCAGUGGCUGAUCGAGCAGGUGGACAGCGGAAAAUACCCCGGUCUCGUUUGGGAAAACGAGGAGAAGAGCAUCUUCAGGAUUCCCUGGAAGCACGCGGGCAAGCAGGACUACAACAGAGAUGAGGAUGCCGCGCUCUUCAAGGCUUGGGCGCUGUUCAAAGGCAAGUACCGCGAGGGCAUUGACAAACCAGAUCCGCCAACGUGGAAAACGCGCCUUCGGUGCGCUCUUAAUAAGAGCAAUGACUUCGAGGAGAUCGUGGAGCGCAGUCAACUUGACAUAUCGGAUCCCUAUAAAGUGUACAGGAUCGUUCCAGAAGGAGCCAAAAAAGGUCCCAGAUCUGUAGAAGAAUCACAGUCUAAUUCAGCCUCACCCAGUUACCCAAUACACCCGACCUAUGCAGCUGCACCAUCUCAGGUGUGCAACUACAUUUCUCCAGCAGAGAGAGGAUGGAGAGAUUACUCCCCACUGUCUGAAAUACCUUACAGCCAGACCACGUACAGUGCACGCUGGGACCCUGGAUACCAGUUCAGUGGUUCGUUCUAUAGUUGCAAUGCAUCCGAUCCACAACCCUCACCCUUCUCCCUGGACUCAAGCAUGAGGUCGUCUGAGGCGUUGGCCCUCUCAGAUCACCGCAUACACGUGAUGGUGUUUUACCGGGAUACUUUGGUACGAGAGGUAACCGUCAGUAGCCCAGAGGGUUGUCAGCUUGGCCCUAGCAGAGAGGGACAGGGCUACAUUUCACCUGGGACCCCCGAGCUGGUGGAACUCCCUCACGCUGAAGGGACAUCUCUGGAGCGUGGCGUUCAGCUCUGGAUGACCCCAGAUGGGCUGUACGCCCGUCGUCGUUGCCCCUGCAGGGUUUACUGGGAGGGAGCUCAUGCACCACCUUCCAACAAACCCAACAAGCUGGAGAGAGACCAGACCUGUAAACUUCUGGACACCCAGCUGUUCAUUACAGAGUUACAGACUUAUACCCUGCAUGCUCGCCCUGCCCCGCGUUCACAAGUGUUACUGUUCUUUGAGGAUGAGGGAUCCGAAACGCAAAGACCCAAGAGGACCUACACAGUGCAGGUUGAGCCGCUGUUUGCUCGUCAGCUUUUCUUCCUCGCUCACCCGGGAAGCAUGAACUAUAUCCGCACCCAUGACUUUUCACACCUGCCACCUGAACACACCCUCAACCCAGGCCAAGAUUUUCACAGAGUCAUCACGCAUCACCAUAACAACGCUCCUCAAAAUUGACCCUUGAACAGCGUUGUUUUUAACACUGGGUUAAAGUCAAGUUUUAUUCCUGGGCUAAGCAACGUUUACACUUGCAUGAACGUAUGAAAAUGGUGCUAUCAUGGCUUUUAACCCCAGUUUGUGCGCAAAAUCAAUGUUAGGACCGUUUGAAGAGACAUUUGGACAAGCAGUUACAACAGGUGUGUGCUCAUUAGAUUCUGUAGGGGUCUAACAUAAAAAUGUUAAUCUGGAAUUUACAGACGCACAGCGUGAAAUUAUUGUGCAUGGCAAGAUGCACAGUGACUACCCAGUGAAACAUACCCAUAAUGAAUUGUGUGAGACAUGGAACAAGAAACCAGGAUUGUGUUAACAUAGGGUUAAAAUGAAAAAGCUCUUACAUUUUGGAAGCUAAAGCUUAACUGACUUAAAUCUGCAACAAUGGCUUGGAAAUGCUGCAGUGGGGCAAAAUCAUGUCCAAAAUCUCGAGUGCUA